AUGGCGUCACUUUUAUCUUACAUGGGAUGGGCUAUCCUUCCAAACGUGAGUCUUACAUUCCCGCCAGGUGUCCGUCUCUCGGAGACUGCUAUGCGACACCGAAAUGUGUCGCUGACAGGUCACCCUCGACAGUAUGCCACCUCAAUCGCACAAAGUGUUUACUAUGGCCUUACCAUUCGCGCUGGCGAACCUCGACCUCAGCCAGGCACUCCUCGUUACGCCCGGCACCGGCGCCGGAUCUUUGUCUUGGUCGUGACCAGCUACCUUCUCUAUACACUUUAUGAAACCUUCCACCGGGUGCAAAUCGCAGGCGAUUUCUACAAAGCUCUCGGUGUCUCGCCCCUGGCUGAUGAGCGAACGAUUAAAUUGCGCUUCCGCCGCCUAGCCGCCCAGCACCAUCCGGAUAAGAUCGCGUCGGGUGACGGGCUGCGCUCCGAUAAUUAUUUCGUUUAUCUAAAGUUGGCGCAAGAUACGUUAUUAGACCCAGUCCGUCGCUUUGCAUACGACCGGUUCGGACCGAGUAUGCUCGAAUGGGGGGAGAAGAAGACGAUGCAGGAGUACAUGUUUGCCGGACUGCAACGUUCUGUCCCGCAGUAUGUCGGGGGUCUGGUGACCAUUAUGAUUCUGCAUUUCACCUGGUGGUCGGAGUGGGGGCGCUAUUGGCGCUUUUUUACCUUUGCAGCUCUGGUGAGUCUCGAGUUGGCACUCAUGACACACCCUGGGGCCUUGUUCUUUCCCGCAUCCUAUUUGCCCGAUGCCGUUCAAGGUCUACUUGGAAUCUCCGCGAUGACAUCCGGGUUCUAUCUGCUACCAUUCCAAAUCCUCACACUGGCCCAGCGGGCUUCGGUGACGCUGCAUAUCUUCAUCUCGCAGGUCACUCCACCAGAAAUUGGUCGACGAGCCUCGUCUGGCGCGGAUGGGCAGCUGCACCCGCAGACAAUGCAACGGCUAGGACAGCUACUGCAGCUCUCGCGGGCAACUGAUGGCGAAGCGACCCAGCUAUUGCAGCUGGGAUUUGCGCCGUUCAAGGGUGACCGUGAAGGCGUGGCCACACUGCGUAAGGGGAUGAAGGAAGGCUUGGUGCUGAGUGGUGUGCGGGCUAGUCCGGGGGUGCAGCAGGCUGUGGCGGAGGUGACCCAGCGGAAGAAGCAGGGGAAAACAGAUUGA
This is a messenger RNA of Aspergillus saccharolyticus JOP 1030-1, 1167 nucleotides long. Its product is annotated as J domain-containing protein. The record is from RefSeq and is a predicted model, not a curated record. The transcript is spliced from 2 exons. The coding region runs from base 1 to 1167 and encodes 388 amino acids. Gene Ontology annotation, cellular component: endoplasmic reticulum. Gene Ontology annotation, molecular function: protein-folding chaperone binding; misfolded protein binding. NCBI's taxonomy places the organism in Eukaryota, Fungi, Ascomycota, Eurotiomycetes, Eurotiales, Aspergillaceae.